AUGACCCUUAUCUUCACCCUACCUUUCCCUUCCGGGAUCUUAUCCUUUGCGAACCGCACCUUCUAUCCCGAGCGUUCCCAGCGCACUGAGGGCUUUUUGCCGCCUCGCGGAUUCUAUCCGGCAGUCGUUUUUUCCGCGAAUCGCGGGAUUCGCUGCACGUCAGCGCCGGCCCCUUUUAAGGGAACUCGGCCUCUUCAUCUUCCUCGCCGCGCUUCACGGAGAGCUCUGGGCGGCGGCGGCGGCGGCUGCGCGAUGCAUAUUGCGAACGCCGCAAUGCGGCGCGAGCCCGGAGGGGCUGACGAUAACCGCACCGAGUAUAACCGCACCGAGUAUAACCGCACGUUAAACGUUAGGACCGGAGGGCGAGUGCUGACCCCCGAGGAGCACUGGCAGCGCUACCGGCCGCAGCUGGCGACGCGCUACGGGCACUGGCGAUUCUGGUUACCAGCGCAGGGGCGAGAGGCAAAGCUGUCGCUGGAGCUGCUGCGCGAAAUCACCCCCGUGGAGGUGGAGAGCGGUGCAGAGGAGUACGUGCUGCGGCACGAGCAGUUCAACCGGUGGGGUGAUUUCCCAGCCAAGGUGGCGGAGGGCGCGUGGCCCUUCUCCUGUGCGCGCGCCAGCCACACCAACGGCAUCUCACUGCCCUACGGCAUCUACAGCCAUGGCGCACGCGUGCUCUGCGCUGGUGGGGACGAGGAGGGGGAAGGAGGGGAGGCGGGGGAUGGGGACGAGUGGAAUGGGGGCGGGGCUGUGGUGAUGGCGCAACUGCAGGUGGGGGGAGACAGGCCGGAGGGCAGGGGGGAGGGCAAGGGGGAGGGCAGGGGAGAGGGUGUAGGGGAGGGGAAGGGGGAGGGCGAGGAGGGAGAGCGUGACAAGGGGCGUGGGAAGGGCAGCACAGGAGCGGAGUCAGUGCGGCGUGCAGUGCUGCUGACAGCCAACGUGUGCUUCAUGGACGCCUCUCACCGAUCUCCUCUCCUCUGCCUCCACCGCCUCUGCCUCACAGGCCCCGGCGCACAACUCAACGUGGCCUUCUCGGAAUCUUCCUUGUCUCUGAGGCAAGACGACACUGUCCUACCAACGGGCAGGCGCAACAAGUCCCACACUACUGGCAGUGCCGCCAGCUAUCAAUAUACUGACGGAACCACAAGCCCUUCCAGCCAAUCCCUGCAUGACACGUGGGCCAGCCCUCACUGGAAGACCCCUCUGCCGACACACCUGCCGGCCUCCCUCCCCCCACUCCCAUCCAAGCCCCUCUAUGGAGUUCCCCACUACAUCUAUGCUGACCUCUAUGCUACACCUCUCUCUGAGCAACCCAGUAAGAGGCUGGAAACCCAGAACAAGGAGGUGUUUUCAGGGUACUUGGCAGGGGUACCCGAGGCCCAGCAGAGCAGGUAUGGUGUAUGGGCACUGCCUAGGGGGGUUGUGGUGGCUAUGCCGUCUCCCUUAGAGCCAAUGCUCAGCCGCGAGGGGGGAGGAGAGGGGAAGCAGUUUUGGCUGGUGGUGACUUAUGUGAGAGGGGGACGGCAAGGGGUGCAGGGUGGUAGUGAUGGGAUUUGUGAGGAGCGCAGAGGGGUGGUUGUGGGUGGGGGGGGAGGAGAGGAGGAGCAGGAUGAUGGGAUUGAAGAUACAGGGUACAUGGCGGAAGGAGAGUGGAAGGUGCAGCAGGUGGUGAUAGCGUAUGAUGCACAGGGGCGGUUUGCAUAUGUGAAGCACACCAGGUUUAUGUGA
This is a messenger RNA of Closterium sp. Yama58-4, 1728 nucleotides long. Lineage: Eukaryota; Viridiplantae; Streptophyta; Zygnematophyceae; Desmidiales; Closteriaceae. The record is from the annotation of a GenBank genome assembly.